CCUCUUCAUUCGAUUAAACGGUGGCGGUCGUCUCUCUCAAAAUUCCGAAAACCUCUUAAACCCUAGCAAUGCCGUCGAGUUUCUUCUUCGAUGCUGCUAGCGACGACGAGCUCGAAUUACUACGCAAUGAAGAAAAUAGUAGUGGUGAAGAAGACGUAGAGGAAGACGAAGCAGAAGAGCGUAUAGCUGGAGAAGACGAAGAUGGAGAAGAGGAGGAUGAAGAUGAAGAUGACGAAGAAGAAGUUGAAAAGAGGAAACGAGAUGCUGAUGCUCAGUCUCCUUGGGAUUUCGCAUCUUAUUCAAGCUCCGUUGGUGAAGAACACGCUCGCCGUCACACAACGUCUAUUGAUGAAAAGAUCUCCAAAGCUAUCCAGCAUCGUCCAGUUCCCAUUUCAAUAGAUGAAGACGAAGAAGAAGAAGAAGAAGACGAAGAUGUCUCCGGUGCUGAAGCUGAUAAACAAGAGGAGUAUAUUUCGGAAGACGAUGAGGCAGCUGAGUACAAACCAGAAGAUGUUGUUCCCAAGCCAUUCUUCUCUACAGUGGAUGGAGUUUCAUUUCAUGCUGAUACUUUCAUGGAGCUUAAUCUCUCUCGUCCGUUGCUUCGAGCUUGUGAAACUCUUGGUUACAAGAAACCUACUCCUAUUCAGGCAGCUUGUAUACCUUUAGCACUUACAGGGCGUGAUCUUUGUGCUAGUGCCAUCACUGGAUCAGGAAAGACUGCUGCAUUCGCUUUACCUACUCUUGAGAGGUUACUGUUCCGUCCCAAGCGUGUCUUUGCUACUAGAGUUCUUAUUCUCACUCCAACAAGGGAGUUGGCUGUCCAGAUUCAUAGCAUGAUUCAGAAGCUUGCACAGUUUACUGAUAUUAAAUGUGGGUUGAUUGUAGGAGGGCUUUCUGUAAGGGAGCAAGAGGUGGUUCUGAGGUCUAUGCCAGAUAUUGUUGUGGCAACUCCUGGACGUAUGAUAGAUCAUUUGCGUAAUUCCAUGUCUGUUGAUUUGGAUGAUCUAGCGGUCUUAAUCCUUGAUGAGGCUGACCGCCUUCUACAGACUGGGUUUGCCACUGAAAUUACCGAGCUGGUUCGUUUAUGUCCCAAGAGAAGGCAAACAAUGCUCUUCUCAGCCACAAUGACUGAAGAAGUUAAAGAGCUAGUCAAACUUUCCUUGAACAAACCGUUGCGUCUCUCAGCUGAUCCAUCAGCUAGAAGGCCACCAGGCCUGACUGAGGAGGUGGUAAGAAUACGUAGGACUCGUGAGGCAAAUCAGGAAGCUGUUCUUCUGUCAUUGUGCACAAGAACUUUUAAAUCAAAAGUCAUUAUCUUUAGUGGAACAAAACAAGCUGCCCAUAGACUGAAAAUUUUGUUCGGGUUAGCUGGCCUCAAAGCAGCUGAGCUUCAUGGAAACCUAACCCAAGCACAACGUCUUGAUUCUCUGGAACUUUUCAGAAAGCAAGAGGUUGAUUUUCUCAUUGCUACUGAUGUAGCCGCUCGAGGACUUGACAUCAUUGGUGUUCAAACAGUUAUAAAUUAUGCUUGCCCGCGGGAAAUAGACAGUUAUGUUCACAGAGUUGGUAGAACAGCUAGGGCUGGAAGGGAAGGUUAUGCUGUAACGUUUGUGACUGAUAGUGAUCGAUCCCUUUUGAAAGUUAUUGCAAAAAAGGUGGGAUCAAAGUUGAAGAGCCGAGUCAUCCCAGAGCAGUCAAUCGUCAAGUGGUCUCAGAUAAUCGAUGAAAUGGAAGAUCAGUAUUCCGCUGUUAUUUCAGCAGAAAGGGAUGAGCGAGCUCUAAGGAAAGCUGAAAUGGAAUUUGCAAAGGCGGAGAACAUGCUAGAGCACAGAGAUGAAAUAUAUUCACGCCCAAAAAGGACUUGGUUCAUGACAGAGAAGGAGAAGAAGCUCGUGGCACAGGCUGAAAAGGAUUCUGCAGGGAACCCUUCUGGAAGCGAACUAGUUAGUGCUAAUAUAGCAGAGGACCUCAAGAUGAAGGAGAAGAGAAAACGUGAACGCGAGAAGAAUCUCCCAAGGAAAAAACGUAGAAAGCUAGAAGCUGCCAGAGAGAUGCUAGAAGAUGACGAAGAAGAAGAGGAAGACGAAGAAGAAGAAGGAGAGGAAAAGCGAGGAAGGUCAAGAGGGAAAGACAAGAAGAAACAAGAUACAGAGAAGAAGGGAUUGACUCUAGUGGAUAUUGGUUACCGGCGAGCAAAAGCGGUGAAAGCAAAACAGAGAGCAAUUGAUUCCGGUAAGAUGGAUAGACCAACGCCGAACAAGAAACAAGUACGAAGUAAACCAAAAAGCCAGCCUCGAGAUGAAGAGAUGAAAGAUCUGUUCAAGAGUGAUAUGAGCGAGAAUAAACAGGGAAGAGGCGGCGGCGCUGGUGGAGCAAAACAUCGGACGCAGUCAAAGAACUCGUUCAAGAGCAAAGCUCGAUAUAAACGUAGGUAAAACGAAAAAGCAUUUUUGAGAAGGACAAGAACCCACGAGAAAAAAAGACAUUUAUUAGCGAAGGGUUUAAACAAUUUUAUUAUUGUUGUUGUAAUAUCAGAAUUUAGAACGAAGCAGGCGAAGAUGUUGGAAAUUUUGUUCUGUUUUUCUUUUCUUCCUAUGGUUGGUUUUUCAUAAUCUUUCAUAAAGCUUACAAAUGAUUAUCAUUUUAAGGGAAGCAAGGUCACGUGAGUUGGUGGCGGUGAGAGGAAUAUGUAUGUUUUUUUUUGUUAAAGAGGAAUAUGUAUGUUACAGAACUUGAGAUU
Molecule: messenger RNA, 2740 nt
Organism: Camelina sativa (false flax)
Lineage: Eukaryota; Viridiplantae; Streptophyta; Magnoliopsida; Brassicales; Brassicaceae
Product: DEAD-box ATP-dependent RNA helicase 28
Cellular component (GO): cytosol
Molecular function (GO): RNA helicase activity; nucleic acid binding; ATP binding
Source: RefSeq, a predicted model, not a curated record